Megalops cyprinoides (Indo-Pacific tarpon) is the source of this 4743-nucleotide messenger RNA. Its product is annotated as activating molecule in BECN1-regulated autophagy protein 1-like. The record is from RefSeq and is a predicted model, not a curated record. The coding region runs from base 323 to 4543 and encodes 1406 amino acids. The transcript is spliced from 19 exons. NCBI's taxonomy places the organism in Eukaryota, Metazoa, Chordata, Actinopteri, Elopiformes, Megalopidae. Gene Ontology annotation, biological process: autophagy. Gene Ontology annotation, cellular component: intracellular membrane-bounded organelle. Gene Ontology annotation, molecular function: protein binding.
AUGUAUCCUGCGCUGUCCAAAAAGCUGUAACCUUAGCUUGCUAAUGGUUUUGUAAAAGAAAAUUAAAUAUUGAAACGGAAGACAAUACUAGCUAAUAAAAACAACAGCGAGCCGAUUCUGGCUUGUAGUAUUAGAAGCCACGUUUGAGCUGCGUUUGUAACGAGGCUUCGUAACGGGUUACUGGCAAGCUAGCUACGUCUACGAGAAAUUCCAACAAAAAAUACAGAAAAAAGACUGCAUGGCCUGCGUGUAGCCGCGUGAUUGACGUCCCUGGCGCGAGGAAGGCAGGCAGGCGCGGCGGUGCAGCAGCCGGCGUGGCGAGAUGAAGGCCACCCACCAGAAGAACUCCGUGCAGAUCCUGGCCGGCCGGGAGCGCGGCGCCCAGGGCCUGGGCUCCCAGCGCCUCCUGCAGCAGCUGGUGGAGCAGAAAGCCCGCUGGAUGAAAUGGCAGAGCCAGAAAGUAGAGUUGCCAGACAGCCCCCGCUCAACAUUCCUGUUGGCUUUCAGCCCGGACAGGACACUAAUGGCCUCCACCCACGUCAAUCACAACAUCUACAUCACAGAGGUGAAGACGGGCAAGUGCAUUCACUCUCUGGUGGGCCACCGCCGCACUCCGUGGUGCGUGACCUUCCACCCCACCAUCCUGGGCCUGCUGGCCUCGGGCUGCCUCGACGGCGAGGUCCGCAUCUGGGACCUGCACGGCGGCAGCGAGAGCUGGUUCACGGAGAGCAAUGUGGCCAUCGCCUCCCUGGCCUUCCACCCCACCGCCCAGCUCCUCCUCAUCGCCACCAACAACGAGGUGCACUUCUGGGACUGGAGCCGGCGGGAGCCCUUCGCCGUGGUCAAGACGGCUAGCGAGACGGAGAGAGUCAGGUUGGUGAGAUUUGAUCCCUUGGGUCAUAACCUUUUGACAGCCAUUGUGAAUCCUUCAAACCAACAGAGUGACGAUGACUCCGAGGUCCCCAUGGACAGCGUGGAGAUGCCCCACUUUCGGCAGCGCUCCUUCCUGCAGGCGCAGCCGGUGCGCCGCACCCCCAUCCUCCACAACUUCCUGCACAUCCUGUCGUCGCGCAACUCGGGCUCGCAGGCGGGGGAGCAGCCCCCGGCGGCUGAGGAGAGCCCCGCCGCGCCCCCCAGCCUGCCCUCGGGCCGCUACACCAGCCUGCGGGACCGCCCCGCCUACCAGGGGUGCGUGCAGCACCUGGGCAUGGUGUGCUUCUGCAGCCGCUGCUCCGUCACGCGCACCCCGUCGCCCGGCGAGGACGCCUCGGCCCCGUCGCCGCCCCUGCCCCCCGCCUCGUCCGAGGUGCCCCCCCACCACGCCUCCACCUUCUCGUCGGCCCGCACCGAGCCGCGGCAGCCGCCCGAGCCCCGCGGCUCCGAGCGGCCCUCCGCCUUCAGCAGCGUGUACGGCAGCGCGGGCGGGAACUCCCUGCGCAGCCUGUCCUCCGCCUCCGGCCGCCGCGGCCUCCUGGGCCCCCAGCAGCCGGGCCGGGACCCCUCGGGCCGCCUGGCGGGGGCCGACUGGACGGGCAGCAUGCAUAACAUCCGCGCCGAGGCCGGGGCCGCGGGCAUGCCUCCCCCCAGGACUAGCGCCUCCUCGGUCAGCCUGCUGUCGGUGCUCAGGCAGCAGGAGGGGUCCUCACAGACGCCCGUCUACACCUCUGCCACCGAGGGGCGGGGGUUCCACCCCACUGGGGCGGGCCCCAGCGGCAGUGGCGGCGGCAGCAGCAGCGGAAUGGGGAGCGGGGCCAGCACCAGCGGCGGGCACCACCCCCUGGGGGAAGGCGAGCGCAGCAGCCCCGCCUCCAUCCGCAAGGUCCUCCAGUGCAACCUGAGCCGCUACUUCAUGGAGUACGACCGCCUGCAGGACAUGGAGCAGUCCAUGGGCGGCGAGGGCGGCCAGGAGCAGCAGACGCAGGAGAUGCUCAACAACAACAUGGACCCCGAGCGGCCGGGCCCCUCCCACUACCAGCCGCCUCACAGCAGCGAGAACAAUUCCAGCCUCUCCCGGGGCCACCUCAACCGCUGCCGGGCCUGCCACAACCUGCUCACCUUCAACCACGCCACGCAGCGCUGGGAGCGCACCGGCCAGGCCUCUGCCGCCUCCGCCGACGAGGCCGCCGCGUGGCAGCCUUCCGGCCCCGCCUUCGAGGCCCUGGGCCAGGGGGUGGCACGGGACGCCCACCCCCCCGAGAGGAGGGUGGUGGCCGUGGCGCCGCUCUCCAGCGGGGCAACCCCUGUCGCCGACUCGGCCUUCGCCCGCCCAGGGUCCUCCGGCCAGCAGGGGGAGCAGACUGUAGGACUGGUGUACAACCAGGAGACGGGCCAGUGGGAGCGAGUUUACAGGCAGUCCGCCACAAGCCGAACCAGGAAUGUACCACAAGAGGCCUUAAACCAGGAAGUGCCUGAGGAGAACUCGGAUGAGGAUUCCCUGAGAAGGAGGCUGUUGGAGUCCUCUCUCAUCUCACUGUCUCGGUAUGACAUAUCCGGAUCCCGAGACCAUCCCAUUUAUCCAGAUCCUGCCAGGUUGUCCCCAGCUGCCUACUAUGCCCAGCGGAUGAUCCAAUACCUGUCUCGCCGGGACAGCAUCCGUCAGCGUUCCUUGCGUUAUCAGCAGAACCGGCUGCGGCCUCUUCCCUCCUCCUCCGACAGUACAGCCAGCAACAUCUCCCCCUCCAUGGAGAACAACGAGGUGGACUUCGAGGAGUACGAGGAUAACGGGGACCGAGCAAGGCACAGAACUCCACGCAACGCGCGAAUGUCCGCCCCCUCCCUGGGCCGCUUCGUACCCCGGCGAUUCCUGUUGCCAGAGUACCUGCCGUACGCCGGAAUUUUCCACGAGAGGGGGCAGCCUGGUUUGGCUACUCACUCGUCUGUUAACCGAGUCCUGGCAGGUGCAGUGAUCGGGGACGGACAGUCUGCAGUGGCCAGCAACAUCGCCAACACCACCUACCGGCUCCAGUGGUGGGACUUCACCAAGUUCGACCUCCCCGAGAUCAGCAACGCCUCGGUCAACGUGCUGGUGCAGAACUGCAAGAUCUACAACGACGCCAGCUGCGACAUCUCUGCGGACGGCCAGCUGCUGGCCGUCUUCAUCCCCAGCAGCCAGCGCGGCUUCCCCGACGAGGGCAUCCUGGCCGUGUACUCGCUGGCGCCGCACAACCUGGGGGAGAUGCUCUACACCAAGAGAUUCGGUCCCAAUGCCAUUUCAGUCAGCAUAUCACCUAUGGGUCGCUAUGUGAUGGUGGGGCUGGCCUCCAGAAGGAUCCUGCUCCACCCCACCACUGACCACAUGGUGGCGCAAGUGUUCCGCCUGCAGCAGCCCCACGGGGGAGAGACGUCCAUGCGGAGGGUCUUCAAUGUGGUCUACCCAAUGGCCCCAGACCAGCGGAGACACGUCAGUAUCAACUCUGCCAGAUGGCUCCCAGAGCCAGGCUUGGGGUUGGCCUACGGGACCAACAAAGGAGAUCUGGUCAUCUGCAGACCUGUGGACUCGCGGUCUGAUGGAGAUGGUCCUGCCGAGCACACUGCCGAACCCAUAUUUACUGUCAACAACAGCAGCAACACCGUCACCGUCCGAGGCACUGAACGGCAAGGGACAAGCAGGGCAAACUGGAGGUCCGACAGGGACAUGGGCCUGAUGAACGCCAUUGGUCUGCAGCCCCGUCACCCCACCCCAUCAGUGACCUCGCAGGGCACGCAGACACCCAUCCUGCAGCUACAGAACGCUGAGACGCAGACGGACCGGGAGAUGCAGGAGCCGGGCACGUCCCAGGCCAGCCACGUCCCGGGACAUGCAGAGGACCCCCCCAGCAGCAGCAGCACAGACAGGAGCCUGGAGACACCCCCAAACAGCCACGUGCGGGAUGGAGGCACUACAGACACAGCCACAGAGGCCAGCGCCAGUGCCGCCAACCCCGGCGAGGCGUCGGAGGCGGGCUCCGGCGAGGACGCGCUGUGGCGGAUCCGGCGGCUGAUCGCGGAGGGCGGGAUGACGGCCGUGGUGCAGCGGGAGCAGAGCACCACCAUGGCCUCCAUGGGCGGCUUCGGCAACAACAUCGUGGUCAGCCACCGCAUCCACCGCGGCUCGCAGACCGGCGCCGACUCGGCCGCGGGCAGGGGGCCCCAGGGCGGGCCGCGGGACGACCGCCCCCCGGCCUCCCCGCCCGGACCCUCCACCUCCACCUCCUACCGCUUCCCCUCGGCCGCCGGCCUGAGCCCCGCAGAGUCCCGCACCCUGGCCCACACCUUGCGCUUGACUCACGGGCCCCCGAGCCCCUCCGAGCCGGCGGGGGCGCGGGAGGAGGAGGAUGAGGGGGCCCCGCUCCCCCUUCACUUCGCCACCGACUUCGCCCCCCAGGCCGCGGGGAUGGCGCAGGCCGGACCUGCCGCACCCAUGGACAUAGAUGAUGUUUUCGAAGGCGGCCGGAUGGACUCUUCCUCGCCUUCCUCCUCCUCCUCAUUCUCCCCGGGCUCCUCCCCCACGGCCAGCAACAACAACAACAACAACAGCCACCUGGGCGACCCCUACAGCAGGUAGAGGGGCACGCAGCACGCCGUCGCCCGGGAGAAGGAGGGGUGCAUGCCAGCCUGGAGUCCCCAGGCAGCGUUAAGGCCAUCAGAUGGAGACCUGCACCAGAGACAGUGUUACAAACACAGAGGAAUAUCUGUUUAAUCUUGUCUGGUGGUGUCAGGUCCAACAUCAACCUUAUUUGCUCAAGUGUAGGUGCUGACCCCGCC